Molecule: messenger RNA, 627 nt
Organism: Anopheles cruzii
Lineage: Eukaryota; Metazoa; Arthropoda; Insecta; Diptera; Culicidae
Exons: 2
Coding region: 13-627 (204 amino acids)
Source: RefSeq, a predicted model, not a curated record
AUUAUUUUCAAAAUGGAACGGGAUCGUACGAAAGAGGAGUAUGAGCUGCAGCAUUUUAACUUCACUGCCGAGGAGAUUGUGGCGCAGAACGAGCAGCUGAUUAAAUCGGCGUUGCACAAAACGAUGUGUGCCUUCACGGAGCAGCUGGUCGAGAAGCGGCGCAUACCGGAACCGGAGGCCGACGAACUGCGUUCGAAAAUUGUCGAAACGUGCAACGAAAUCCAGAAGGACUGUCAGCCCGCCAUCGACGCACUGAGCGCGCUGUACCGCGAGACAUUCUCCAUUCCGGAGUGGCUGCUGCUACCGACGGAUCUGCUGCAUAAGAACGAGACGACGGAACAGGAGCUGGAAGAGCUGCAGCGAAAGGUGAACGAAGCAAAGGAGGCCGUUGACCGGGGAGCCGUAUUCCUGGCGUCGCUCGAAGCGGAGCUCGAGGUACACCGGGCGCUCGAACCGUGCCUCCAAACGGAACGGCAGACUAUCGCAGAGUUCGAGCAGAGUCAGCGAGAGGCCAUCAAUACGGACGAGCUGCUCCAUCUGGUGAAACGGGUCGAAAAGGCCGGUUUGCUGGAGGACGCGGACGCGGCGACGGAUUCUACAAUCGAUAACAUUUUAUUACAAAAAUAA